Molecule: messenger RNA, 1142 nt
Organism: Drosophila melanogaster (fruit fly)
Lineage: Eukaryota; Metazoa; Arthropoda; Insecta; Diptera; Drosophilidae
Exons: 1
Coding region: 82-1017 (311 amino acids)
Biological process (GO): transmembrane transport
Cellular component (GO): membrane; mitochondrial inner membrane
Source: RefSeq, marked reviewed
CUCGUUUCCAACCAUACACUCUCAAUUCACAUCUCUUUUUCCCAAACAUACUUAUUAUAUCUUCCAAUUGUCCUGUUCCACAUGGCGCUGGUUUACGGGGUUGAAAAGAAGACGGUACCCACCCACAUGAAAUUCGUGAUGGGCGGAACCUCCGGAAUGCUGGCCACAUGCAUUGUCCAGCCGUUGGACCUUCUCAAGACCCGAAUGCAGAUAUCAGGAACUUUAGGCACACGCGAGUACAAGAACUCAUUUGAGGUUCUAUCGAAGGUUUUGAAGAACGAGGGGAUAUUAUCCUUGUACAAUGGAUUGAGUGCCGGACUAUUGAGACAGGCCACGUACACAUCAGCCAAGAUGGGUGUUUACCAGAUGGAGUUGGAUUGGUAUCGCAAGAACUUCGGAAAUUAUCCAUCUAUGGUGGCCAGUAUGACGAUGGGCAUUGUGGCUGGCGCCUUUGGAGCCAUGUGUGGAAAUCCAGCGGAGGUGGCCCUGAUCCGGAUGAUGUCCGAUAACCGCUUAAUGCCGGAGGACAGGCGUAAUUACAAGAAUGUGGGUGAUGCCUUUGUAAGAAUUGUGAAGGAUGAGGGCGUGGUGGCGCUCUGGAGAGGAUGCUUGCCGACAGUGGGUCGUGCCAUGGUCGUGAAUAUGGUGCAGCUUGCCUCCUAUUCACUGAUGAAGAACCAAUUGCAUGGGUAUCUCAGUGAAGGAAUACCUCUUCACCUGACCGCCGCCCUGGUGUCUGGUUUGCUGACCUCCGUGACCUCAAUGCCACUGGACAUGGCCAAAACACGCAUACAGCAGAUGAAGGUGAUCGAUGGCAAGCCGGAAUACAGUGGUACCAUCGAUGUACUGAAAAAGGUGCUGAAAAAUGAAGGCGCCUUUGCCGUGUGGAAGGGUUUCACUCCGUAUCUAAUGCGUAUGGGUCCACACACGAUAUUUUCAUUUGUCUUCUUGGAGCAAAUGAAUAAGGCCUACAGCAAGCAUAUGCUCAGUGAUUCGCUAUCCGAUUCGGUACCUUAAAGGCAUAGAAAAUAUGGCAUUCCUCAUCCCAAACAAAUGGAAAUUGAUACGAUGUCUGUGUAAAGCGCGCUUGUUCUGUAAAGUAAUUCAUAUCUUAUAUACAACAAAAAAAUAGUUUAUUAUGC